Molecule: messenger RNA, 7690 nt
Organism: Pseudoliparis swirei
Lineage: Eukaryota; Metazoa; Chordata; Actinopteri; Perciformes; Liparidae
Product: neurogenic locus notch homolog protein 1-like
Exons: 34
Coding region: 176-7669 (2497 amino acids)
Biological process (GO): regulation of DNA-templated transcription; regulation of developmental process; establishment or maintenance of epithelial cell apical/basal polarity
Cellular component (GO): protein-containing complex; plasma membrane
Molecular function (GO): protein binding; calcium ion binding; signaling receptor activity
Source: RefSeq, a predicted model, not a curated record
CGGAGUUGUCGCUUUCUCUCUGUGUGGACCUACGGGAGGAUGAAGUGAACGCCUGCGCGUGCGUCCUUAUUUUUACACAUAUUUUUUGGGGGUUCAUCUCACGGAGAGGAAGACACACUAUCGGAUCUAUGAAACAACCCGCGUGGACUUGUACAACCAUUUUAAACCAGAAGGAAUGCCUAUGUUCUUUGUGAAACUAACUUUCUUGUUGUCGCUGAUAGCACUAACACGAGGUCUAAGAUGCUCCAUGCCCACGGAGUCGUGUUUGAACCAGGGGAGGUGUGAAGCAACGCCAGAUGGCAACGGGGAGUGCAGGUGCCGGGACGGGUACGUGGGAAGCAGGUGCCAGUUCCGCGACCCGUGCACCACAUCGCCGUGCAUGAAUGGCGGCGUGUGCCGCGCCGUCUCCAAGGGCAACACGGUGGACUUCAACUGCACCUGCAGACUGGGCUUCACCGACCGCCGCUGCCUGAUGCCCGUCAACAACGUCUGCAUCAGCUCGCCGUGUCGCAACGGAGGCACCUGCGAGCUGGAGAGUCUCAAGACGUACAAGUGCCGCUGCCCACCUGGAUGGUCAGGUAAACUGUGCCAACAAGCCGACCCCUGUGCCUCGAACCCGUGCGCCUACGGUGGCCAGUGCUCCGCCAUCGAGUCCCACUACUCGUGCGCCUGCACGCCCUUCUUCUCCGGAAAGACGUGCAAGCAGGACGUCAACGAGUGCGACGUGAGCCAGUCGCCCUGCAAGCACGGCGGGCUGUGCAUCAACGAGGUCGGCAGCUACCAGUGCCAGUGCCCGCCCGAGUACACGGGGAGGCACUGCGAGAGCCGCUACCUGCCCUGCAACCCGUCGCCCUGCCACAACGGAGGCACCUGCAUCCAGAGGGGCGAGACCAGCUACGAGUGCUCCUGUGUGCCAGGUUUUACAGGAAAAAACUGCAACCACAACAUCGACGACUGCCCGGGUCACGAGUGUCAGAACGGGGGCACGUGUGUCGACGGAGUCAACACCUACAACUGCCAGUGCAAACCAGAGUUCACAGGUCAGCUCUGCACGGACGACGUUGAUGAGUGCCAGCUGAUGCCCAACGCCUGCCAAAAUGGCGGCACGUGCCACAACACCUACGGCAGCUACCAGUGCGUGUGCGUGAACGGCUGGACGGGCGACGACUGCAGCGAGAACAUCGACGACUGCGCCAGCGCCGCGUGCCACACGGAGUCCACGUGUCACGACCGCGUCGCUUCCUUCUACUGCGAGUGCCCCCUGGGACGCACAGGACUGCUGUGCCAGCUGGACGACGCCUGCAUCAGCAACCCGUGUCAGAAAGGCUCCAACUGCGACACCAACCCCGUCAGCGGGAAUCACUUCUGCACCUGCCCGUCCGGAUACUUCGGAGCCUCCUGCGACCAGGACGUGGACGAGUGCUCCCUGGGUUCCAACCCGUGCGAGCACGCGGGGAAGUGCAUCAACACCAAAGGGUCGUUCCAGUGUAAGUGCCAGCGGGGUUACGUGGGGCCGCGCUGCGAGCUGGACAUCAACGAGUGCAUGUCCAACCCGUGUAUGAAUGAGGCCACAUGCCUGGACCAGAUAGGAGACUUCCACUGUAUCUGCAUGCCAGGUUACGAGGGGGAGUUCUGCGAGAUCGAUACGGACGAGUGCGCCCACAGCCCCUGCCUGAACAACGGCAACUGUAUCGACAAGAUCAACGCCUUCCACUGCCAGUGCCCCACAGGCUUCACUGGGAACCUUUGCCAGAUAGACAUCGACGAGUGUGCCAGCACGCCAUGCAAAAAUGGCGCCAAGUGCACAGACGGACCCAAUAGAUACACCUGCGAGUGCACUGAAGGUUACUCUGGGAGACACUGUGAGACGGACAUCAACGAGUGUUACUCCGACCCGUGCCACUACGGCACCUGCAUCGACGGCCUGGCCUCCUUCAGCUGCCAGUGCAGCCCCGGCUACACCGGGCGGCUGUGCGAGACCAACAUCAACGAGUGCCUGAGCCAGCCGUGCAGGAACGGAGGCACCUGCCAGGACCGAGAGAACGCCUACAUGUGCAGCUGCCCCAAGGGCACCACCGGAAUCAACUGCGAGAUCAACAUCGACGACUGCAAGAGCAACCCCUGUGACUACGGGGCCUGCAUCGACAAGAUCAACGGCUACGAGUGCGCCUGCGAGCCCGGCUACACGGGCACCAUGUGUAACAUUAACAUCGACGAGUGUGCCAUCAACCCCUGCCACAACGGCGGCACCUGCAUCGACGGCAUCAACGGCUUCACCUGCGCGUGUCCAGACGGCUACCAGGACCCCACCUGCUUCUCCCAGGUCAACGAGUGCCUCAGCAACCCCUGCAUCCACGGCCACUGUGAGGACAAGAUCAACGGCUACAACUGCCUGUGUGAUUCUGGCUGGAGCGGAAAAAACUGCGACAUCAACAACAACGAGUGUGAAUCCAACCCGUGUAUGAAUGGAGGCACCUGCAAGGACAUGACCAGCGGAUACGUUUGCACCUGUCGCAUGGGCUUCACCGGACCAAACUGCCAAACCAACAUCAACGAGUGUGCCUCCAACCCCUGCCUCAACCAGGGGACGUGCAUCGACGACGUCGCCGGCUACAAGUGCAACUGCGUCCUGCCUUACACGGGAGACAACUGUGAGACCUUGAUGGCUCCCUGCAGCUCCAGACCCUGCAAGUAUGGAGGAGUGUGCCAGGAGUCGGAGGACUACCAGAGCUUCUCCUGCGUCUGUCCGGAAGGAUGGCAAGGCCAAACAUGCGAGGUGGACAUCAAAGAGUGUGUGAAGAAUCCCUGUCGCAACGGCGCGACCUGCCAGAACACGCUGGGCAGCUACCACUGCGCCUGCAAACCAGGCUUCACCGGGCGCAACUGCGAAAGCAACAUCGACGACUGCAAGCCCAACCCUUGCAGCAACGGGGGCUUCUGCAAGGACGAGGUGGACGGCUUCCUGUGCACCUGCCUCGCCGGCUUUCGGGGCACCAAGUGCGAGGAGGACAUCAACGAGUGCGAGAGCAACCCGUGCAAAAACGGAGCCAACUGCACCGACUGCGUCAACAGCUACACCUGCACCUGCCCGCCCGGGUUCAGCGGAAUCCACUGUGAAAACAACACCCCCGACUGCACCGAGAGCUCCUGCUUCAAUGGCGGCUCCUGUAUGGACGGCAUCAACACCUUCACGUGUCUGUGCCCGCCGGGCUUCACGGGUAGCUACUGCCAGCACGACAUCAACGAGUGUGACUCCAAGCCCUGCCUGAACGGUGGCACGUGCCACGACAGCUACGGCACCUACAAGUGCACCUGCCCGCACGGAUACACCGGCCUCAACUGUCAGAACCUGGUCCGCUGGUGCGACUCGUCGCCCUGUAAGAACCGGGGCACUUGCUGGCAGAGGGGAACCACCUACAGCUGCGAGUGCGAGAUCGGCUGGACGGGACUCUACUGCGACGUCCCGAGCGUCUCCUGCGAGGUGGCAGCCAAGCAGAGAGGUGUCGACGUCGCCCACCUGUGUCGUAACUCGGGUCAGUGUCUGGAUGCGGGGAACGUCCACUACUGCCACUGCCAGGUGGGAUACACUGGGAGUUACUGUGAGGAGCAGGUGGACGAAUGCACCCCCAACCCCUGCCAGAACGGAGCCACCUGUACCGACUUCUUAGGCGGAUACACCUGCAAGUGCAUGCCAGGAUACGUGGGGACCAACUGCUCCGACGAGAUCAAUGAGUGUUUCUCCCAACCGUGCCAGAACGGGGGCACCUGCAUUGACCUGAUCAAUACCUACAAAUGCUCCUGUCCCCGGGGAAGCCAAGGUGUGCACUGCGAGAUCAACAUCGACGACUGCAACCCGUUCGCCGACCCGGUCACCAAGGAGCCCAAGUGCUUCAACAAAGGGAAGUGCGUGGACCGCGUGGGCGGCUACCACUGCAUCUGCUCGGCGGGCUACGUGGGCGAGCGCUGCGAGGGCGACAUCAACGAGUGUCUGUCCAACCCGUGUGACCCGCGGGGCACGCACAGCUGCAUCCAGCUCACCAACAACUACCGCUGCGACUGUCGCACCGGAUACACGGGUCAGCGCUGUGACACGGUGUUUGAUGGAUGCAAGGGGAAACCGUGUCGCAAUGGAGGGUCCUGCGCUGUGGCCAGUAACACGCCACAUGGCUUCAUCUGCAAAUGUCCCCCUGGCUUCACCGGCUCCACGUGUGAAUAUGACGCCCAGGCCUGCGGCAGCCUCAACUGCCGCAACGGGGGCACCUGCAUCUCUGGCCACAAGAGUCCCAAGUGUCUGUGCACCCCGUCGUUCACCGGGCCCGAGUGCCAGUAUCCCACCGACAGCCCCUGUAAUUCAAACCCCUGCUACAACGGCGGCAUGUGCGAAUACACGUCAGAGGCGCCGUUCUACCACUGCGUCUGCCCCACCAACUUCAACGGCCUCCGCUGCCACAUCCUGGACUACAGCUUCCAGGGCGGCUUCGGCCACGACAUCGCGCCGCCGCCCGAGGUGGAGGCGCCCUGCGACAUCCCGCUGUGCGAGGAGGCGAAGCACAACAAGUACUGCGACGUGCUCUGCAACAACCACGCGUGCGGCUGGGACAACGGCGACUGCUCGCUCAACUUCGACGGCCCGUGGAAGAACUGCUCGGCCGCACUGCAGUGCUGGCGCUACUUCAACGACGGCAAGUGCGACUCGCAGUGCGACAACGCCGGAUGCCUUUACGACGGCUUCGACUGCCAGAAUCUGGAGGGGCAGUGCAACCCUCUGUAUGACCAAUACUGCAAGGACCACUACGCCGACCGCCACUGCGACCAGGGCUGCAACAACGCAGAGUGCCGGUGGGACGGCCUGGACUGCGCCAACAACAUGCCCGAGAAGCUCGCCGUGGGCCAGCUGGUGCUGGUGGUCCACAUCCCCCCGCAGCAGCUCCUCAACAACUCCUUCGGCUUCCUGCGCGAGCUGAGCCGCGUCCUGCGCACCAACGUGGUGUUCACGGUGGACGCCAACGGCGAGACGAUGGUGUACCCGUACUACGGCAACGAGCACGAGCUGAAGAAGUACAACGUGAAGCGCUCGCUGGACUCGUGGGCCGAGGUCCCCGGCAAGGUUCUGAGCGUAGUGAAGAGGAGCGUGCGCGGCGUGGCAGGCGGCGGCGGGAGAGCGAAGAGGGAACUGGAUCACCUGCAGAUCAAAGGCUCGGUCGUCCACUUGGAGGUGGACAACCGCCAGUGCUUCCAGCAGUCCACCGAGUGUUUCCAGAGCACCGACGACGCCGCAGCUUUCCUCGGGGCGUUGGCCUCCAGUGGCAAACUGGAUGUUCCCUACACCAUUGAAGCCGUUUUUAGCGGAGUGGACCCCAAGCCUUCACAGGACCUCUACCCCAUCUACUUGGUCCUGGGCGGCAUCGGGAUGCUGGCCUUCAUCGCCGUGGGAAUGGUGGCGGCCCGAAAGCGACACAACGAACACGGGCGCCUGUGGCUCCCCGAGGGCUUCAAGACCACGGAGACCAGCAAGAAGAAGAGACGCGAGCCCGUCGGGGAGGAUUCGGUGGGAUUAAAGCCACUGAAAAACACCUCGGACAUUUCACUCAUGGAUGACAACCAGAAUGAGUGGGGCGAAGACGAGCCCUCGGACGCUAAACGCUCCAGGUUUGACGAACAGGCGAUCCUGGAGGUGGACGACCAGACGGACCACCGCCAGUGGACGCAGCAGCACCUGGACGCCGCCGACCUGCGCAUCCCCUCCAUCGCUCCCACGCCGCCUCAGGGCGAGAUUGAGAACGACUGCAUGGACGUCAACGUCCGGGGACCAGACGGAUUCACGCCGCUGAUGAUCGCGUCCUGCAGCGGGGGCGGUUUAGAGACGGGCAACAGCGAGGAAGAGGAGGACGCCUCCGCCAAUGUGAUCAACGACUUCAUCUACCAGGGCGCCGACCUCCACAACCAGACGGACCGCACGGGCGAAACGGCCCUCCACCUGGCCGCCCGCUACGCCCGAUCGGACGCCGCCAAGCGCCUGCUGGAGGCCAGCGCCGACGCCAACGUGCAAGACAACAUGGGCAGGACGCCGCUGCACGCCGCGGUGGCUGCUGACGCCCAGGGGGUGUUCCAGAUUCUGAUAAGGAACCGCGCCACAGAUCUGGACGCCCGCAUGCAUGACGGCACCACCCCCCUGAUCCUGGCUGCCAGGCUGGCGGUGGAGGGCAUGGUGGAGGAGCUCAUCAACUGCCACGCCGACGUCAACGCAAUCGACGAUUUCGGUAAAUCAGCUCUGCACUGGGCCGCGGCUGUGAAUAACGUGGAGGCUGUGAAUGUGCUUCUCAAGAACAGUGCCAACAAGGACAUGCAGAACAACAAGGAGGAAACUCCUCUGUUCUUGGCUGCCAGGGAAGGAAGCUACGAGACCGCCAAGGUCUUACUGGACCACUUUGCCAACAGGGAAAUAACCGACCACAUGGACCGGCUCCCCAGAGACAUUGCACAGGAGCGGAUGCACCACGACAUCGUGCGGCUGAUGGACGACUACAACCUGGUGCGGAGUCCCCACAUGCACGGCGGCUCGCUCGGCACCACCUUGUCGCCGCCGCUGUGCUCGCCCAACGGCUACCUGGGCGGCAUGAAGCAGCCCAUGCCUCACGGCCACGGCAAGAAGGCGCGCAAGCCCAGCGCCAAGGAGGGCAAAGACAUGAAGGUGAAGAAGAAGAACCUGCAGGACGGGAAGCCCGGCAGCCUCCUGGACGGCUCCGGCGUGCUGUCGCCGGUCGACUCGUUGGAGUCUCCGCACGGCUACGUCUCCGACGUGGCCUCGCCGCCCAUGAUGACCUCGCCGUUCCAGCAGUCGCCGUCCGUCUCCCUGAACCACCUGCAGGGCAUGUCCGAUGCGCACCUGUCCGUCAACCACCUGGUGAUGCCGAACAAGCAGGAGCUGGCUCGGAUGCAGUUUGACCCGCUGCCGCCGCGUCUCUCCCACCAGGGCGCCAUCAACGGCCAGUGCGAUUGGCUGUCCAGGAUGCACGGCGGCAUGAGCCAGCCGGGCCAGUUCAACCCCAUGCGGGGAGCUCCCGGCGGCCAGGGAGGCCUGCACCCGGGGGGGCAGCACGGGAUGAUGGCGUCCCUCCACAACGGCCACCCCGCCGGCCUCUCGCAGAUGAUGACCUACCAGGGGAUCCAGAGCGGCAGGCUGGGUCCGCAGCCGCACAUCAUGCAGCAGCAGAUGCAGCAGCUGCAGAAACUGCAGCAGCUGCAGCAGCAGCAGCAGAGCAUCCAGCUGCAGCACCAGAACUCCAACACCACCAACAGCCAGAGCUUCAUCAGCGGGGAGCUCAGUUCCCCGGAGCUCCAGCAGGGCACCGGCAACUCCAGCAUGCCCAUCCACACCAUCCUGCCGCAGGAGACACAGAUUAUGCCUUCCUCCAUCAACCAGUCGAUGCCCAGCACCCAGUUCCUCACCCCGCCCUCCCAGCACAGCUAUUCAGGCCCCAUGGACAACACCCCGAACCACCAGGUGCAGGUGCCCGACCACCCCUUUCUGACCCCGUCCCCCGGCUCUCCCGACCAGUGGUCGAGUUCCUCGCCUCAUUCCAACAUGUCCGACUGGUCCGAGGGCAUUUCAAGUCCCCCGACGAGCAUGCAGGCUCAGAUCGCACAUCUACCUGAACAGUUCAAAUAAAAAAAUUGAUGUUGACGUCCA